AAACUCGAGGAGAAGCUAGAAAAAGAAAAGAACGUGAACGUAAAGCAGAUCAAUGUAAGGACUCUCAAUUUAAGAAUUUAGGAAAUAAUAAAUCUCGACAAUAUAUGGCAAGACUUCGACAAGACCCAAACUAUGUUAGAAUAUCUAAUGAUUUACAAAACAAAUGUCGGAAG
This is a messenger RNA of Racocetra persica, 173 nucleotides long. Lineage: Eukaryota; Fungi; Glomeromycota; Glomeromycetes; Diversisporales; Gigasporaceae. The record is from the annotation of a GenBank genome assembly.